This is a messenger RNA of Phoenix dactylifera (date palm), 2157 nucleotides long. Its product is annotated as S-adenosyl-L-methionine-dependent methyltransferases superfamily protein. NCBI's taxonomy places the organism in Eukaryota, Viridiplantae, Streptophyta, Magnoliopsida, Arecales, Arecaceae. Gene Ontology annotation, biological process: RNA processing. The record is from RefSeq and is a predicted model, not a curated record. Gene Ontology annotation, molecular function: RNA methyltransferase activity.
CCAGCAACGGGUUCCCAGCGGCGAGCGCUGAGCGACGCCUCAGAGUGAGAGAUGGCUCUCUCACUCUUCUCGCCUGCUCUGGUCACCGCACGCCUUUCUGCCCGAAACCCUGUGCUGGCCGUCGCUACUUCUCACCUCCCCAGUCGAAACCCUGACCUCCUCCUCGAAUCACCCUCCUCCUACUCCGCUCCCACUGCCCUCCAAUGCCCGCAUUUCCAAUCGUGCUCGGGUUGCUCCUACGAGUGGAAUUUGGACCAGCCGCCGGUGCUCCAAGAGGUGAGCAAGUUCUUCAGGGACCACGGCAUCCAAGAUUUCACCUUUGACAGCGGUAGGCUGUGGGAAUGGAGAUGUCGGGCAAAACUAGCUGUUCGUGGAACACCAGAAAGUCCGCUGAUUGGUCUAUAUCAAGAGGGAACACACAAUAUUGUGGAUAUUCCACUAUGCAGAGCACAUCAUCCUCGCAUUAAUGCUGCAGUUGAACUCCUAAAACAAGGUAUUUCUAAGCUGAAUAUUCAGCCAUAUGAUGAAGAUGCGGGUACAGGUGAUCUGCGGUAUGUACAGAUGGCUGUGACAACAUAUAACACAUCCCUACCAGUUGCUGAACGAUACCAGAAAGGGAAAGUACAGUUUUCAUUGGUUUGGAAUUCAAGAAAUGAGCACUCAGAGAAUUCUAAUAAGUUGCAUGCUUUGUCGAAUUUCUUGUGGAGAAUUGGUGGACCAAACAGUAACACGCAUUUAAUCCACUCUAUAUGGGCUAAUUUUCAGACAUCAACUAGCAAUAUAAUCUUCGGUAACAGGUGGAGACAUCUCCUGGGAGAAAGAGAUUUCUGGGAACAUAUUGGAGGUGUUGAUAUCUCCUUGGAUCCAUCAAGCUUUGGCCAGGCAAAUACACUGGCUUUUAAUUCCUUAAUAAGGAAAUUGCAGAAGUAUGUUCCCUAUGGAUCAUCUGUUGUUGAUUUGUAUGCGGGGGCUGGAAUCAUUGGAUUGUCUGUAUGUGCCACUAGGAAAUGUAGGUCUGUGAAAUGUGUUGAGAUCAACAAAGAGUCUAAAGUAUCUUUUGAAAAGUCAGUAAGCCGUCUACCAAAAACUAUAGAUUGCAGUAUCAGUUGGCACAACACAGAUGCUUCAGUUGAACCCCUUUACUGGCUUGAGGGGUCAGAAGUUGUUGUUGUAGAUCCUCCCAGAAAAGGACUGCACCCAUCCCUGAUUGAUGCUUUAUGCAAUGUUGCAUUGUCUGAUCAUAAGAGUAACGAGGCACCCAGAGGUUCCAUCCAGAAAGUGAAAGAUGAAAAGCGGCCAUGGAUUCUACGUUCAAGGGAAGCUUCUGUUCGCGUAGACAGCAAAACAGCUUGGGAGAAAAGUCAAACAUUCGCUGAGACUCUUAUUUAUAUUAGUUGCGGAUGGGAGAGCUUUAAAGAGGAUUGCAGGGCUUUGCUAUCUAGUAAGGCUUGGCAUUUGGAAAAGGCUCAUGCUUUCAACUUGUUUCCCGGCACUGAGAGCAUUGAAGUUCUAGGUGUGUUCAAACGUGGUCCACGGGUUGGCCAAAAGAAAAAGAAAAGAGGAAAAACGAAGAGAAACAAGUGAGGCAAUAGCGUACUAACUGCAACCAUGCAAAGUAUUUCACUGAAUGAUGACAAGAGUUCUAGUGGUUCUCAUUCUUGUCCUACUUGCUAGAUCAGGGAAGGCAGCUGAAAUGUCAUGCGCUCUGAGAUCCUGUGUUCUCAACCAGUACAUCUGGCUAUUGACAAGUUCAAAAAUAAGAGAACACACAAAGAAAAGGUUAAAACCAAAGGAAGAUACAUGGAACAACUCAGAAGAAUCACGAUAUCUCUCCAUAUCUGAUUGUGGUAACUGGUGUAUUUUGUAAAGAUGAGCAAUAGAGUGCACUCCUUGUUUCCUAUUGUAUCAAAAAAAAAUUCUGGACAAAAAGAACAAGAUACUAUAUAAAAAAAAUUCUUGAAUGAUAUGCUGACAUGCCCGAAUUCCUUUAAGAAAGGAGCUCAAUUACAUAUGUUAAUCUCUCUUUUCGGUACAAUAUGUAUAUAAUUUAGUUCCAUAUUUUUUAUUAAAAAAGAUGUGCAAAUAAAGCAAAUGUUACCAGGCAUUUUUGCUAGACGGUAUUACUGCAUUUCUGAAAAUUUCAUGAUUUUUAUUGUA